AGCGGCGUGGCUUUCCGGAGAAGUUUCACAUUUACGAUCUUAUAGAUUCAAAAAUAGCAUCAAAUACCUCAACUAUUCGCCUUUUCUUAAGCCCACCCAACGGACUUUGAGUGUGGAGAGAUGGCGUGUUAUCUGUAGUGAAGAUUGAAGACAUGAUAGAAGAUGGACGACUACUGCUAUGCUAAGAUGGCGACGUCCGCUAAAAGAGAAGAUGAAAGAGAAUCAGCGCCACCAACGGAGAACAAUCUGAAAAGCGAAGAUGAAGACGUCCAGCAGAUGAUCGGUAAUCCAGAAGAAGUUUCCCCUCAGUUAGGGGGGAGCUCCACUUUGAAGCAGGAGACUCCACAACCACCCUGCAUUAAAAAGGAAGAGGAGGAACUCUGGAUCACUCAGGAGGGAGAGUGUCUUCUAGGACGAGAGGAAGCUGAUUACACCAAGUUACCACUGAGAAUUCUCUCUGUGAAGAUUGAAGAUGAUGAAGAGAAACCACAAGUAGACAACCUCUUAGCUCCACUAUCAGAUAGUGAGGCUGAAGACGAGGUUGAAGUAACUUUGAGUAGCGAUACAGACUGUGAAGGUGAUAUGAGGACUCACACUGACAACAAACACUCUGAAUGCUCUACAAAGAAGAGAGGUGAAACAUGUUUGAGCUGCUCAGUUUGUGCUAAAAGUUUUACUAAAAAGAGCAGUUUGACUCUACACAUGAGAAUACACACAGGUGAAAAACCAUUCAGUUGUUCAGUUUGUGGCAAAAGCUUUUCUCGAAAUAGCCAUUUGACUAAACACAUAAGAACACACACAGGUGAAAAACCAUUUAUUUGUUCAGUUUGUGGCAACAGCUUUUGUCAAAAUGGCUCUUUGACUCAACACAUGAGAACACACACAGGAGAAAAAACAUGUAAUUGUUCAGUUUGUGGCAAACGCUUUUCUCGAAAUAGCUCUUUGACUCAACACAUGAGAGCACACACAGGAGAAAAAACAUGGAAUUGUUCAGUUUGUGGCAAAAGCUUUUCUCGAAAUAGCAUUUUGACUGUACACAUGAGAACACACACAGGAGAAAAAACAUGUAAUUGUUCAGUUUGUGGCAACAGCUUUUCUCAAAAUAGCAUUUUGACUAAACACAUGAGAACACACACAGGUGAAAAAACAUUUUGUUGUUCAGUUUGUGGCAAAAGCUUUUCUGUUAAGAGAAUAUUGACUCGACACAUGAGAACACACUGGACUAAGACCAUUUAAUUGUUCAGUUUGUGGUAAAAACUUUCAUCAAAACAGCUCUUUGUGUCGACACAUGAGAACACACGCUGGAGAAAAAACCAUUUAGUUGUUCAGUGUGCUGUAAAAGGUUCCCACAUAUUGCAGACACAGUAAAACACAUAAGAACACACAAGGGAAAAUAACCAAUUAGCUGUUUAGUUUGUGGUAUGUUGCUCAUAUGUGGUGACAUCCACCCUACCCAGGACCUCCUCACUGCUUCUUUCACAAAUAUCUGAGGUAUUCAUACAAACUUGGAUUAGAUGAAGCAUAAUCUUAUCUACUCAUGACCCCAUGUCUUCUCUGUAUCUGAAACCUUCCUGAACAGUAAGAUAGAUGAUGCUUCAAGUGCU
Molecule: messenger RNA, 1604 nt
Organism: Nerophis lumbriciformis (worm pipefish)
Lineage: Eukaryota; Metazoa; Chordata; Actinopteri; Syngnathiformes; Syngnathidae
Source: RefSeq, a predicted model, not a curated record